Molecule: messenger RNA, 1698 nt
Organism: Verticillium alfalfae VaMs.102
Lineage: Eukaryota; Fungi; Ascomycota; Sordariomycetes; Glomerellales; Plectosphaerellaceae
Product: choline dehydrogenase
Exons: 4
Coding region: 1-1698 (565 amino acids)
Molecular function (GO): flavin adenine dinucleotide binding; oxidoreductase activity, acting on CH-OH group of donors
Source: RefSeq, a predicted model, not a curated record
AUGGAAUCCUAUCAUGAUUUCAUAGUUGUUGGAGAAGCAGGCGGUCCGAACGAGGAUCAGGCCCUGCGCGUAGACGGCCGGCGGUGGCUCAACUUUAAGAAUGAAGAAGCCAACUGGAAUUACCAGACGACGCCCCAAGAGCACUGCAACAAUCGUGUCAUCGACUAUUCACGAGGAAAAGGACUUGGCGGCUCCUCGGCGAUCAACUUCGGUGUCUUCAGCGUCGGGCCCAAGGACGACUAUGACGAGUGGGCCCGCAUCACAAACGAUGAUGCCUACGGCUGGCAAGCGAUGCAAGCCCGAUUCAAGCGCCUCGAGUCGUUCCACGGCAGCCCCCCCACCGGCAUCGACGCAAAGUACGUCUCACACAAGGCUGAAAAUCAUGGUACCUCCGGACCACUGCAUGUUGGCUACGCAGCCGAGUGGGAGAGAGAUUUGACCCAUUUGCUUGACGUGUUCGAGAAAGCCGGCUACCCGCUGAAUACCGAUCACAAUUCCGGCAAUCCACUCGGCGCAUCAGUUGUGAUUAACUCCAGCCAUGCCGGACGUCGCACAAUGGCUCAGGAUAUGUUGACGCCUGGCCUCGAAAACCUCGACGUGCUUACCGGAAGGCCUGUGCAGCGGCUCAUUCUCGAUGGCACCAAAGCCAUUGGCGUAGAAGCAAACGGAAUCAAGUACUUCACUACUCGUGAGGUUAUAGUGUGUGCUGGAGCCAUGGACAGCCCGAAGAUACUCAUGCAUAGCGGACUUGGUCCUCGGAAGCAGCUUCAGAGCUUCGGAAUACCUGUCGUGGCUGAUGUGCCAGCUCUCGGACAAAAUCUACGCGAUCACAUGUUCUGUCCUCUCGCAUUCUCUCGUGUGGAGGGAGAUACCGAUCGAGCUUUUUUCUACGGAGAUCAAACGGCCAUGGAUGAGGCAACCAAGCAGUGGGAGGAGAGCGGCACAGGAGGCUGGUCAAAGUUUGCCUGCGAACUUGGCAUUGGUUGGUUCAAGUCCCAGGGUUUGGUGCAAUCGAAGGAGUUCGACGCGCUUCCAGCCGACGAAAAGGCCUACCUGAACAAGGCAACGAUCCCGCAUUUCGAGAUUAUCAGUCACUUUCCCAUACACUGGUUCAUCCCGGACUUUUCAAACGACAGGCUCAACUAUUCCAACUUCUUAGUCUUUCACCAGAAUGCGCUCAGCAAGGGCGAGGUCACACUUCAGUCUGCCGACCCGGGCGUUCCUCUCAAACUGGAUCCAAGGUAUCUGGAGUCACCGUUCGAUCACCGGGUUGCAAUAGAAGCACUGCGAGAAACACUCAAGCUUUGCAAACACGAGAGCUAUGCCAAAAAUACUACUGGCAUCAUCAUCGGUCCGUCAGGAGAUUCGGAUGAAGAGCUGCUUGAAUACUGGAAGGCCGCCGGAUCUACAUGUUGGCAUAUGACUGGCACUGCAAAAAUGGGAGCCCCGGAAGAUAGUGGCACAGUUGUUGACCAUGACUUCCGGUUCGUGGGCAUUCAGAACUUGCGCGUUGCUGACAUGAGUGUCGUGCCGACUCUGCCAAACUGCCACACGCAGGUUGUGGCCUAUUUGACUGGGGCUACGUGCGCGGACAAGUUGGUUGAUGAAUAUAACUUGUCGAAGCUUGUAGACCCAAUUCGUCUCUCAACAUCCUGCUCUGGCGGAAUUGCUCUGGCGAAGGCAAUCACGUCUCUAUGA